Molecule: messenger RNA, 2312 nt
Organism: Trichoderma virens Gv29-8
Lineage: Eukaryota; Fungi; Ascomycota; Sordariomycetes; Hypocreales; Hypocreaceae
Exons: 4
Coding region: 1-1671 (556 amino acids)
Biological process (GO): interstrand cross-link repair
Cellular component (GO): mitochondrion; nucleus
Molecular function (GO): single-stranded DNA 5'-3' DNA exonuclease activity
Source: RefSeq, a predicted model, not a curated record
AUGGCCGUGCAAACCAGCGACGAUGAGUUUGGCUACGACUUUGAAUCCGACGAUGAAGAGCUUUUGAUUCAACUUGCUUCCAAUCACUCGCCGCCGCUCAAGCAGUCGACGGAUCCUGUAGCUCUUGUCACAGCUUCAAGCACUGCCAAGAAGACAAAUUCAAGUUUUGAAGCCUCGAGAGAGGUCAAGACGUCCCAGACAUAUGUCUACCGCAGCGAUGCAUCACCGUCAAAUGGCUUUGUCACAAAAGUAGAGACAUCGACAUCAACGACGGAUCAAAAACGGACCAUCUCAUCUCCUUCCCCAGUCAGUGAGACCGUCGCAUAUCCCGAUCUAACCAAUGCCCUACAAGCUAUUGAGCCCAUUCAGUCACCACCGCCAACAGAAAUUAGUGACGAUGAUGAGGCUGAAUUCGAGGACGAUCGGUCUCCAUUAAAGAGGUUUCGCUCAUACCCAAGGAGGCCGCUAACAGUGAGCGACCUGACUGCCGGAGCAUGGUGCGAGCUUCAGUACUGGUAUACACUCACACGGCUGCCUGGUGGGCGGAAAACUCGAACACCGGCGAUGCAGCAAGGGUCCAAAGUGCAUAAGAAGCUUGAAGACGAGGUCCAUACAACGGUCAAGAUUGAGAUCUUGCACAAAGAGGACGGAUUUGGACUGAGACUAUGGAACGUAGUCCAGGGGUUAAGAACGCUGCGGGAUACGGGCUUGACUAGGGAACUAGAGGUUUGGGGCACGGUGGACGGCAACCUCGUCAACGGUGUUAUUGAUGCUCUGAGCUACGACAACCCUAAUCCAGAGUUUGAGGAAGAGCUCGUCAGUCAGCGCCAGCCAACAAUAUCUGACUACUUCCCACCCAUCAAGCCCAGCAAAUCCAAGGGCAAUGACCGCCGGGUUUAUCUUUCGGAUGUCAAAACACGGGGUACUGAGAAACCUAUAUCAGCAGCUGCGAUUCGCCCCGCAAAGAUUCAAUUGCUGCUGUACCACCGCUUCCUGUCCAACAUGGCUGCUGGCAAGCUAGACUUCUUCAAAGUGUUUCGGCGAUACGGGCUGGAUCCCGACGAACGCUUCUCGGACACAUUCAUGUCGCAACUAGGAGAGCUCCACGACGAAAUCUUCUUCGAUACCCCGACCAGUUCUGCAGAAGAAUACGCUGAACUACCGAGGAGCUCCGCCAAAGGAAAAGACGUCCAAGAUGACAACAGCACCGUCGUACCUGAACCCUUAUCCCCCGGUGUCCCCGACCUCCUCAAAUACGGAACCCUCCGCGAACUCGUCACCCUCGUUAGGGACGAAAUUCGGCUCACUUUCCCCCGCGGCGCGGAUUCGGUUGGUCCUAUACUCCGUGUACAGUACGUCUUCCGGGAUGACGGCCGCGAACUUACGACGCAUGACUUUCCUGUUUCACCGCAGGCUUUGGAUGCCUAUCUUGCUGGGGACAUGAGCUGGUGGCGCGGCGAGAGGAGGCCUGCUGGUGUGACGAUCGAGGAGUCGUUCAAGUGCACGUCGUGCGAGUUUGCGGCGAACUGUAUAUCUGUUUUCGUAUCGCAGAGCGGGGAGGGGCCUCUUCAUUUGACAAUGCAAUUUAUUACCUCCACCACCGUAUACCUUAAGAAGAAGAAGAAAAAUAAGAAUUAUAGUGCUUCUACUACCUCUCACUUCGCCUCAUGAAUAUUAAGACAUCUCAGCCAUACAUGGAUUCAUUCAUUCGCCCCCCCACAAAUAACACUAUCGCUCAAUCUCAAUUCUCCACGCCACGCUUUUAGGGAAACAGAAAAAUGUAGUACCCAAAAGUUUUGGACAAAAAAGGAAAAAAGAAAAGAAAAGAAAAGAAAAAUACGAGUACAAAAAAAGACGUCUCCUCGUAGUGAAAAUGAAAAACAAGUAUUCUUCUGCCAUCAAUAAAUAGAUACCUUUCUUUCUCAAAAGAUAAAUUCAAGCUUGCAGCUUCUUGAUCUUGUUCCCGCCGCCUGACGCCGUGGAGCUGGAAGAAAAAGACCUCUCUCGAAAAGAACCCUAUUUCUUUAGGCCCAAGAAAUUCCUCUUCUUCUUCUCCUUGUGUGCUUUUCCGUCGUCGUAUGAGCUGUUCGAGGUCGUAGGCCUGUGUCCGCUUGAGUUGAUGUGCAUGUUCGCCAUGGCUUGUGUUGGCACGGAGCCGGCGCUGGAAGCACCACUAGGAGUUGGCCGACUCGGGAGACCACCUGGGCGAGCCAUCUGUUGAUGCGGAGCAGCACCAGGUCGAGGUGCUCCGGGAGCCAUGGGCUGUUGUUGCGGUGGUCGGGCCUGGACAGGCUGAGGUGGCGGCGCUGGAC